AUGAACGAUCCACUCGAGGUCAAGCCUCUGAGCAGCCGCCCUCGACCUGCUCGAAACGGAAAAAAGGAUGAGCUGCCGGAUCUGUACCACUCUGGGGGGUUCUGGAAUGACCUCAAGACGGGAAAGUGGAUGCUGAUACCCUCCUCCUCCUUCAAGCUCAUGCUCGUUGCCCCCUUCCUGUACUAUCAGCACGAGAUCCUCCAACACUUUGGUGUGUUUGACUCGGCGCUGCCCAACGUAUUUAAGCACUUUGUGUUCAUCUCGAACAAGCUGCCAGAUGGGCGAUAUGGCAAGUCGUGGUGGGACCUUGCGUUCUUGGCCAACUACAUCAUCUUCUGGAGCUUUGUCCGGCAGUUUAUGACGCUCAAUGUUCUCCGUCCUAUGGCCAAGUCGCUCGGUAUCAAGGGCAACAAGAUCAUGAGGUUCACCGAGCAGGGCUACGCGUUCUUCUACUUUGGCAUUCUCGGCACUCUCGGCGUCUACGUUAUGAGCAGCCUUCCUAUCUGGUGGUACCAAACCGAGCACUUCUGGCUCGAAUAUCCUCACCGACAAAUGACCUGGGAGCUCAAAACCUACUAUCUUAUGCAGGCCGCUUACUGGCUCCAGCAAACGAUCCUGUUGGCUGGCAAGAUUGAGAAGCCGAGGAAAGAUUUCAAGGAGCUUGUUGCGCACCACAUCGUGACGCUCUGGUUGGUUGGAUGGAGUUACAAUAUCUACUUGACAUAUAUUGGUGUCGCUGUGUUUGUGACCAUGGACGUGUCCGACAUCUUCCUUGCUCUUGCCAAAUGUGUCAACUACGUAUCCGACUUCUGGUCGGUGCCCGUUUUUGCUUGGUUCAUUGGGGUCUGGUCAUACUUCCGCCACUACCUCAACAUUAUCAUCCUCUAUUCCGUCUGGGCUCAGUUCGAGCUCAUUCCUUGGAAAGAGCGUCAGGGCUUUGACCCCUUAAACGACACUUUCAUGGUCGGGUGGAUGAAGUGGCAGAUCUUUGUCCCCAUCUUUUUGCUCCAGCUCAUUAACCUUUUCUGGUACUUUUUGAUCUGGAGAAUCCUUUUCAGAACCAUCUUUGGCGAGCAGCUCAAGGAUGAGAGGUCAGAUGAUGAGGACGAAGAAGAGGAGGAGGUCAGGGAGAAGGCCGAGUAG
This is a messenger RNA of Cryptococcus amylolentus CBS 6039, 1143 nucleotides long. RefSeq lists its product as hypothetical. The record is from RefSeq and is a predicted model, not a curated record. Gene Ontology annotation, molecular function: sphingosine N-acyltransferase activity. NCBI's taxonomy places the organism in Eukaryota, Fungi, Basidiomycota, Tremellomycetes, Tremellales, Cryptococcaceae. Gene Ontology annotation, cellular component: membrane. Gene Ontology annotation, biological process: ceramide biosynthetic process. The transcript is spliced from 6 exons. The coding region runs from base 1 to 1143 and encodes 380 amino acids.